AUGGCCCAGGUCGAAAAAGAGCUUCAGGAGACCCUGGCCACCAAGGACGCUGAAAUCAAAGAAGCUGAUGAAAAGGCGUACACUCAAGACUCACCAUUGAGGAAAGCCGAUGCCAUCCCUCUUCCAUUCCCUCCAGCUCAAUCUUCAAGUCAAGAUAUCGGCGAAUUUGAAUCCGAGGAAAAUGAUGAGGAUGAGGAUCAGGCCUUGGUUGAGGAGGUUCCCAAGGAAGUGAUUCCUCCAAAGGUAUCAUCAGAUUCACUUCUUACUGAUAAGAGUAUUGAUGGGACCCUUGCCCAAUUUGAUGCCGAGAUCACGGCGAAGAAGGCGGCUGAGAUUCCUAUAUCUAAUGAAUUAGUUACAAAUGAAUCAGAAGUGCGAGCUCCUAAUAUUGUACCACCAACUUCAAGUAGAGCACAUCCACCUGGUAGUACAUUUACCACACGUUCUAGAAGGAGAAAAAUUUCUGAUCGCUCAAACUUUGGUGGAAGAACAGUAACAUGCUCUAGAUGUCAAGCAAUGAUGUGGAUGGAGGAAAAAGUAAGAGAUAGUCCAUUGAGUCGACCAAAAUUUAGUCUAUGUUGUCAAAGUGGACAAGUGAUGUUGCCUUUAUUGCCAGAAACUCCUGAAUUUUUACUACAACAGUUUACUCAUGUGAGAUUCAGGGAACACAUAAGGACAUAUAACUCCCUAUUAUCCUUCACGUCCAUAGGUGGGAAAAUUGAUCAGUCAGUGUUAGAUGGAAGGGGUCCUUAUGUUUUUCGUAUUAGUGGAGCAAAUUUUCAUAAAAUUGGUUCUUUACUACUGGAACCUGAAACAAGGCCUAAAUUUGCACAACUCUAUAUUUAUGACACUGAGCAUGAAAUUCACAAGAGAAUGGACGUUAUGAAUAGGUGUGGUGGCACAUCGGGAAUUGAUACGUCCACAUUAGAAGGUUUACAGUCAAUGUUGAAUGUCAUCAAUCCAUAUGUAUCAAUUUUUCGCACUGCUCGAGACAUGAUUCGUGAGAAUGGUGCUCAAGAAUUGCAUAUUCGCAUUUUGAGUUCGAGGGAUGGGAGACAGUACACUAGACCCACUACAACUGAAAUUGCUGCAUUAAUUGUUGGUGAUGGGUCUGAAAGCACUACAAAUCGUGACAUAAUUGUUAGAAAAUUAGAUGGACAUUUUCAAAGGAUUAAUGAAACACAUCCUUCAUACAUGCCACUUCAAUAUCUAUUACUUUUUCCCUAUGGGAUUGAUGAAUGGAGAAGGUCUAUAAGUUUUACUCUGGGUACAAACAACAAACGAGAAGGAGUGUCAAUGAGAGAGUUUUAUGCAUUUAGACUUCAAUUUCGAGUUGGAGAAGGGAAAACGCUAUUGCAAGGGGGACGUUUGUUCCAACAAUUUGUUGUUGAUUGUUAUGCAGCUAUUGAGCAAGAUAGACUAAACUUCAGUAGGCAUAAACAGAAUGUGUUGUGGAUUGAUUUGUACAGAGGUUUAGAAAAUGCUGUGACUGUGGGUGACAGUGAUGUAUCAGCCAUUGCUAGGAGAUUUAUACUGCCAUCAUCUUUUACAGGCGGCCCACGAUUAUGGUUCAGCAUUACCAAGAUGCGAUCGCAAUAUGUCGAAAGAUGGGAUUUCCUGACCUUUUUGUCACAUUCGCAUGUAACCCAAAUUGAUAUUCACGUCAUCGAAUUUCAAAAGCGAGGAUUACCGCAUUCGCACAUUAUCUUGACAUUAUCAGCAGAUGACAAGAUAAAAUCGCCAGAGGAAAUUGAUGAUAUAAUUUGUGCUGAAAUUCCUGAUAAGGAUGAGGAUCUAUUAGCAUUUCAAACAGUGAUGAGGUGCAUGAUACAUGGUCCCUAUGGCAAUGCUAACCCUAAUGCCCCUUGUAUGGUGAAUAGAAAAUGUUCAAAACAUUAUCCGAAGAAUUUUUGCAGUGAAACGAGUAUUGAUGAAAAUGGAUUUGCUAUCUAUAGACGAAGGGAUACAAAGAAAAAAUACAUGGUUAAUGGAUUUGAAAUUGACAACAUAUGGGUUAUUCCAUACAACCGUGAUCUUAUUGUACUGUAUAAUGCCCAUAUCAAUAUUGAGCAUUAUGCACACAUCAAAUUGAUCAAGUACUUAUAUAAGUACAUACAUAAAGGUCCUGAUCGUGCAACGGUUGUAAUUGAAGAUAAUGUUAAUCGACUUAACAUCAAUGGACAAAGUCGGUAUAGAGAGGCUGAUGAGGUAAAACAAUACUUAGAUUGUCGAUAUAUCUCCGCAAUUGAAAGUUGCUGGUGUAUAUUUGAGUUUGAAUUGCAAAAGAAAUACCCUUCAGUUGAACGGUUGCAGUACCAUCUACCUGGGGAACAAUCUAUUCUAUUUAGAGACACAGAUAACAUUCCGUCAAUUAUUAAUCAGCCGGGGGUUCACGAGACAAUGUUUACAAGGUGGUUUCAAGCAAACAGAGAUCAUGUAGAGGCAAAUACAUUAACAUAUGAAGAGUUUCCUAGCUCAUGGGUUUGGAACCAGAAACAGAAGAAAUGGAAAAUGAGGCAACAACAAAUAUGCAUAGGUAGAUUGUAUUAUGCACAUCCUAAUUCUGGUGAACGACAUUAUUUACGUAUGCUGCUUACCAAGGACACAGCUUUAACAGAAGCCUCAACAUGGGCAUCAGGUGCUCAACUGCGAAAUAUGUUUUGCUCAAUGCUAAUGUUUUCUGAGGUUACAAAUGCAUAUGAAUUGUGGGAGAAUCAUUGGUUUGACCUUACUCAUGAUUUACAAAAUAGGGUACAAAGGCAAAUUGGGGAUGGCAACAUAAGUCUCGAAGAAUGUGAAUUGAAAAAUUUAGGAUUGCUUGAAGUUGAGCACAUACUAAAUCAGAAUGGAAGGUCUCUUAAAGAGUUUCCUCCGAUGCCACUACCAUCAUAUCGAUCAGGUCAAAUGGUUACUAAUAGGCUCAUAUGGAAGGAAUUGAACUACAAUAGCAUUUCAGAAAUGCAAUCUUUCGAAUCUUUAUAUGUGGGAUUGAAUGAUGACCAAUUGAAAGUGUUUAACACCAUAAUGGAAGCUUAUUCCACUCAUCAUGGGGGCUUUUUUUUUGUGUUAUAG
Camellia sinensis is the source of this 3072-nucleotide messenger RNA. Lineage: Eukaryota; Viridiplantae; Streptophyta; Magnoliopsida; Ericales; Theaceae. The record is from RefSeq and is a predicted model, not a curated record.